AUGUCUGCGCCGACCAAAAUCGAAGACUCCCAAAAUAUCCCCAUGACCGCGGACAAGAAGCGUCCGCAAGAGCAUGUCGUCGACGCAGAAACCAGCAGCAACGAGAGAAAUGUUCACAUCCAACAUGGGGUCAAGCGCGUCGAGGCCAUCAAUCAGGCCCGGUCCAUGAAAGCUCUCGUCAUCACUGCCAUCUCGCACGUUCGCUCCCCAAUUCAGGAGGAUUCCACCGGAUUGACCUGA
Molecule: messenger RNA, 240 nt
Organism: Diplodia corticola
Lineage: Eukaryota; Fungi; Ascomycota; Dothideomycetes; Botryosphaeriales; Botryosphaeriaceae
Product: fungal trichothecene efflux pump
Exons: 1
Coding region: 1-240 (79 amino acids)
Source: RefSeq, a predicted model, not a curated record